Molecule: messenger RNA, 2025 nt
Organism: Acinonyx jubatus (cheetah)
Lineage: Eukaryota; Metazoa; Chordata; Mammalia; Carnivora; Felidae
Gene: PTGES3L
Product: prostaglandin E synthase 3 like
Exons: 8
Coding region: 212-856 (214 amino acids)
Biological process (GO): protein folding; chaperone-mediated protein complex assembly
Cellular component (GO): nucleus; cytosol
Molecular function (GO): Hsp90 protein binding; protein-folding chaperone binding
Source: RefSeq, a predicted model, not a curated record
AACUGGGGCUGAUAACUUUUUGUUGAGCGCCUAUCGUGAAUCAGACACUGAGUGCCCUGAGCGUUGGAGAAACGAGUGAAUGAAGCCAGGAGCAAGUUAUUCGGUGUGCACGUUAUCUAGUGUGGCUCUUGCCCUGGUCCCCGUGGGUGGGUGGUCUAUUCCUAACCUGAACAUUUCUGGAGACCCAGAGAUGUGAAGGACUGCCGGGAUUAUGCUCUCCCAGAGUCUCUCUGGAGUGCAGAUCCCUUGGCUGUGUGGCCACAACCCCCCUUCCUCUAAGGCCUUCCCCGACCAUAUAAGGAGAGGCAGCUGCUGGGGGCGUCCCCAGUAUCUAAAGAUAGCGGUCUCUGCUUCGGACUCCAAACGCCACCGGGUAGCAGGAGCCGCCAUGGCAAGGCAGCAUGCCAGGACGCUGUGGUAUGACAGGCCCAAAUAUGUGUUCAUGGAGUUUUGUGUUGAGGAUAGCACCGAUGUCCACGUGCUCAUCGAAGACCACCGCAUUGUGUUCAGCUGCAAGAAUGCGGAUGGAGUGGAGUUGUACAAUGAGAUUGAGUUCUAUGCUAAGGUGAACUCCAAGGACUCCCAGGAUAAACGCUCCGGUCGUUCCAUCACUUGUUUUGUGAGGAAAUGGAAGGAGAAGGUGGCCUGGCCUCGACUCACCAAAGAGGAUAUCAAACCGGUGUGGUUGUCUGUGGACUUUGAUAACUGGAGAGACUGGGAGGGGGAUGAAGAGGUGGAGCUGGCUCAGGUGGAACACUAUGCAGAGCUUUUGAAGAAGGUCAGCGUCAAGAGACCUCCCCCUGGCAUGGAUGACCUGGAUGAUGAUUCUGACAGUGCUGAUGCAACAAGCACUUGAGUAUGGCUCCAUCAGAUGGCAGGAUAGGAGAGUAGACUGGUGGGGCUCCUGACUUCCUACCAAUUGGCUAUAAUCUUUGUGCUUGGGCCACUCAUCGGGGCUCUCUUGAGUAUUCGAGCAUGUGUGUGUGGUAGAGCAAAAGCCAAAGAAGCAGCAUAUAGAUUAUAAUAAAUCUGUAAGAACAAUUCUCUGUCUCCUUUCUUCUUGCACUUCUUCCUCCUGGAGGCAAACCUCUUCUACCUUUAUUGUUCCUCUCAAGGGGUGGGGUGGGCGUUGCAGAUCCUGGUCCUCACUGCUGAGAUUGGAAACAGAAAGAUCUUGGGAGUAGGCUUGUAACCUACAUGGGACUUCCCCAUGCCUACAUCAAUGCUUAUGUCUCAGACCAGACACCAGCCUUUCUCUGUACCCCUAGAACCAUGUAAAUUCUGCCACCCCUAGAACUAGCCAGAAACCCACCUCAGCUUCCUGCAUAAUCCAGAAAUUUCUUUGCACUUUAAUAGCUAAUUGUUACAUUAGUUAAUGCCUAUAUCUGUUUGCUCUUCCAUCCAUUAUCUACCCCAUUCAUCCACGAACAUUUUUUUGAGUGCCUAAUGUGUACUUAAACUGUGACUUAGACAAAAUGCCGUACCCACACUUUGCCCUUGAACUCAUGGUAAAGUACUGAGAUUUGUUUAAAAAAUUAAACUUCAAAAGUUUAUGUCAAUCAUAUAUAGAUACAGUUUAAAAAUUAAAAUAGUAUAGAAGGGUAUAAAAUUUAAAGUUGAAUUUGUACUCCUUUAAGAGAGGUAACUACUGUUAAUAGUUUCUCUGAUAAAUUGAUAUAUCUGUAUAUGUAUAUACACUGUACACAUAACUUGCAUUAAUACUUAUAGCUUAUGUAAUCAUAUUGUAUUAUAUAGUUAGCUGAUAUAUAAAACAAUACAUAUGAAACAAACAUACAGUUACUUACAUAUAGGAUAAUAUCUAUUAAAUCUUGGGGCGCCUGGGUGGCUCAGUUGGUUAAGCAACUGACUUCCGCUCAGGUCACGAUCUCACGGUUUGUGGGUUCGAGCCCCACAUUGGGCUCUGUGCCGACAGCUCAGAGCCUGGAGCCUGCUCUGGAUUCUGUGUCUCCCUCUCUCUCUGCCCCUCCCCCACUUGUGCUCUUUCUCUCUCUCUCUCUCUCUCUC